AUGGACAGUCAUGAAGAUGCACGGCCUUUUGUAGAACUGCCGGAGUGCAGCACACGGAGUCGUCUGCGUUUCCGCCUCAGGGAUGGAAGACACGUUUUUAUUAAAAGUGCGGGCCCUCUCUCUGGCAAAAAGUCUUGGGUGAUUGGAGCUACAGGCCAGAAACAAUAUGCAUGGACCACCCGAAGAGCAGUAGACUUAGGAGUAGGACGAGUAAGUCACUCGUUCCUCAUUAUACCGGAAUGCCCUACACCCCUGUUAGGAAGGGACAUCUUAACCAAAGUAGGAGCCCAAAUAUCUUUUCAAGCUGAGAAACCUCUGGUGACUAAUCAGGAAAAUAAGCCUUUGGACUUGAGUAUUCUGACCAUAAGAUUGGAAGACAAAUACUGUCUUUUUAUGGAACCAGAGCCCUCCUGAAUUAGUCAGGAGUGGCUCGACCGAUUCCCAGGAGCCUGGGCGGAGACGGCGGGCAUGGGGCUCGCCAAGAACCAGCCCCCUGUAAUCAUAGAACUAAAAGCUUCAGCCUUGCCAGUGACUGUGAGGAAAUAUCCAAUGAGUAAAGAAGCCAGGGAUGGAAUUAGGCCACAUAUCCAGAAGCUUAUGGAACAGGGAAUAUUGGUAAAAUGUCAAUCCCCAUGGAACACCCCCUUGCUGCCUGUAAAAAAGGCAGGAACGGGAGAUUACCGACCAGUACAAGAUUUAAGAGAAGUUAACAAAAGGACACAGGACAUUCACCCCACCCUGCCGAAUCCCUAUCACCUACUAAGCUCCCUGGCCCCAAAAAACAUCUGGUAUUCAGUUUUAGAUCUAAAGGAUGCUUUCUUUUGUCUGCGCUUGCACCAGAACAGCCAACCGCUAUUUGCCUUUGAGUGGAAAGAUUCCACCACAGGAACUACUGGGCAAUUGACCUGGACUCGUUUGCCACAAGGAUUCAAGAACUCGCCCACCCUCUUCGAUGAGGCUUUACAUCAGGACUUGGCUUUCUACCAAGCUUCAAACCCACAGGUAACUUUGCUGCAAUAUGUUGAUGACUUAUUGAUAGCCGCUCCCACCCGGGAGACCUGCCAAGAGGCCACUGAAGCCCUUUUGACUGAACUUGCCAAAUUAGGGUAUAGAGCAUCUGCUAAGAAGGCACAGAUCUGCCAACAACAAGUGAUUUAUUUGGGAUAUUCCCUGAGAAAAGGGAAAAGGUGGCUUACUGAAGCCCGGAAGCAGACUGUGACGCAGAUUCCGGUCCCCACUACAGCACGCCAGGUUCGCGAGUUUCUGGGGACAGCAGGGUUUUGUAGAUUGUGGAUACCUGGAUAUGCUUCCUUGGCCGCCCCUCUGUACCCCCUUACCAAGGGGACAGCCCUGUUUGUUUGGGGAUCUGAGCAACAACAGGCCUUUGAUGAUAUCAAGAAAGCCCUCCUCUCAGCACCCGCUCUAGCAUUGCCAGACGUAACUAAGUCAUUUGUCCUUUUCGUGGACGAACGGAGCGGAGUAGCUCGAGGAGUGUUGACCCAACAAUAGGGACCUUGGAAGAGACCUGUCGCCUAUCUGUCAAAAAAAUUAGACCCCGUGAGUAGUGGGUGGCCUGCCUGCCUGAGAGUAGUAGCAGCUGUGGCCCUCCUAGUUAAAGAUUCUGACAAACUAACACUGGGACAAAAACUCACUGUGGUUGCUUCACAUGCGUUGGAGAGCAUAAUCCGGCAACCAUCCGAAAGAUGGAUGUCAAAUGCCAGAAUGACUCACUACCAGACCUUACUCCUGAAUCGUGAUCGUGUGGAAUUUGCCCCACCUGCCAUCCUAAACCCAGCUACUCUGCUCCCCGAUUUGGGAAAAGAAGUACUUCAUACCUGCCAGGAAAUCCUGGCUGAGGAGGCGGGGACCCGCCAGGACUUACAAGAUCAGCCUUUAGAAGGACCAGGACUCCUGACUUGGUAUACAGACGGGAGCAGUUACAUUAUGGAUGGUAAGAGAAUGGCGGGAGCUGCAGUAGUGGAUGAUAACCGAAUCGUGUGGGCCAGUGGACUUCCAACGGGCACUUCUGCACAGCGAGCAGAGCUCGUCGCUCUGACUCAGGCUCUAAAGAUAGCAGAAGGUAAGAGACUUAACGUCUAUACCGACAGCCGAUGCGCUUUUGCCACCGCUCACAUACACGGGGCUAUUUAUAGACAGAGAGGGUUAUUGACUUCUGCUGGAAGAGAUGUUAAAAACAAACAAGAAAUUUUAAAUUUGUUAGAAGCCAUCCAUAGACCUAGAGAAGUGGCAAUAAUACAUUGCCCUGGGCAUCAAAAAAGCGACUCUCUAAUAGCUCAAGGAAACAGAAGGGCGGACCAAGCUGCAAAACAAGCAGCCCAGGGAAUGAAUAUCUUCCCCUCCAAGUGUACCCGGAGGCCACUUAUAUACAAGUCUGAAAAAGGGAGAGUUGUCCUGCCCCAGAGAGAGGCAGAAGAAUACUUAAGGCAAUUGCAUCAAUUGACACAUUUGGGAGCAAAAAACCUAAAGACCUUGGUUCAAGACUCCCCUUAUCAUGUUAUUGGAUUAGGAAAACUGGCUGAUGAGGUUGUAAGAAAUUGUGUUCCCUGCCAAUUAGUAAAUGUGAGUAAAAAUCCAGUAACAUCGGGGAAAAGACUUCGAGGGGAUCGCCCAGGAGCUUACUGGGAAGUUGACUUCACUGAGAUCAAGCCUGCUAAGUAUGGAUAUAAGUACCUUCUAGUUUUCCUAGACACAUUUUCAGGAUGGACAGAGGCGUUCCCCACCAAAACUGAGACAGCUCAGACGGUGUCUAAAAAGAUCCUUGAAGAAAUAUUUCCCAGGUUUGGAAUCCCAAAGGUAAUCGGCUCCGACAACGGCCCUGCCUUUGUUGCCCAGGUAAGUCAGGGAUUGGCCAAGAUUUUGGGGAUGGAUUGGAAAUUGCAUUGUGCAUACAGGCCCCAGAGCUCAGGACAGGUAGAAGGGAUGAAUAGAACUCUAAAAGAGACCCUGACUAAAUUAUCCAUAGAGACUGGUUUAUAUGAUUGGUUGGUCCUCCUUCCCUUCGCCUUAUUCCGAGUUAGAAACACCCCCAGCCGUUUUAGACUAACACCCUUUGAAAUAAUGUUUGGAGCCCCGGCUCCACUAAAUGCAGCUCACCUCCACGUAUCCCCUGAAUCUGUGACUAAUAAGUUUCUGCUUGAAAGGUUACAGGCUCUGGAAGUUGUGCAGAAAGAAGUGUGGGCCUCUAUCCGAGAAGCCUAUCGGCCAGAGGACAUUUCAGUACCUCACCCGUUCCAAGUGGGAGACUCUGUCUACGUAAGGCAACAUCGAACGGAAAAUCUUGAGCCUCGGUGGAAAGGACCCUUCAUCGUCCUUUUGACCACACCUACAGCUGUGAAAGUAGAUGGCAUCUCUUCCUGGAUACAUGCUUCACAUCUGAAGAAAGCGCCUCAACCAGACCCGGACUGGCGAGUAAUUCGAACUGAUAACCCUCUUAAAUUUCGCUUGUGUAAAAAUGAUCGUGUCACUAACAAUUCUAAUUCUAAUGACCCAGUUACUUCCCACCUUCCAGAACCCUAACCCCCAUGAACCCAGGUUGCUGACAUGGCAGGUUUUCUCUCAGACAGGAGAGGCAGUGUGGUCUGUUUCUAAGACUGCCCCCCUUAAGACCUGGUGGCCGUCCCUGCACCCUGAUGUUUGCGCCCUAGUUGCUGGAUUAGACACCUGGGACAUACCUAAUAUACCUUGGAGACAGGCCCACCUAAUUCGACCACCAGACCGCGAUUAUUCUGCAGCCCAGAGCCAGGUUUCCUAUGGAGACAGCGGGUGUAGUUAUCCCCGAGCACGCAAUAGAAUAAAAACCACUACCUUCUAUGUCUGCCCCCGUGACGGACGAACCCACCAACAAGCCCGACAGUGUGGGGGCUUAGAAUCCUUUUAUUGUAGCUCUUGGGGCUGUGAAACUACGGGUAAUGUUUAUUGGAACCCCGUGUCCAGUUGGGACCUCCUUAAAGUAGUCCUGAACCACACAUCCCCCAACUGUGAGCAGACAGGGCUAUGCAACCCCUUAAAUAUCACGUUCAGUGAUAAGGGGCGCCAGUAUGAUGGAUGGGUCACUGGACGACAGUGGGGGCUCAGAUACUAUAAAUCUGGAUAUGAUAAAGGCCUCAUAUUUACUAUCAGGCUCAAAGUUGAGACCCUUCCAGCUGCCCCAGUAGGACCCAACGCUGUCUUCCGGGAUCAACCGCGUCUCCCAGCCCCAGCCCCAAAACAGGCCCUAGCCCCACCUAUGGACUCUGCCACCACUCCCUCCGCCUCCACUCUUGGCCGAGCCACCUCCUUUCCUGGCACCGGACAACGCCUUCUCAACCUCCUUGAAGGGGCUUUUCAGGUCUUAAAUACCACCAACCCUAACACUACUGAAUCCUGUUGGUUGUGUUUCUCUUCUGGGCCACCUUAUUAUGAAGGAUUGGGAUUGUUAGGCAGUUUUAACAGGACAACCCGUCACGAGAUCAGUAGCUGAGGAAGCCACAAGAAGCUAACUCUGACUGAAGUAACUGGAAGAGGAAAAUGUUUAGGUUCAGUCCCCCCCACCCAUAAAGCUUUGUGUAAUGAAACCAUAGCUGUGACCUCCUCAGGUGAAAAUGAGUAUCUAGUCCCUCCUCCCGAAGGGUGGUGGGCUUGUAACACUGGAGUGACCCCAUGUGUCUCUACUUCUGCCUUCAACUCCUCCUGCGAUUUCUGUAUCAUGGUUCAGCUGGUGCCCAGGUUGAUGUAUCAUGAUGACCUCUCAUUCGCAGCUGAAUUUGAACCUAGGCAUAGAUAUAGGAGGGAGCCGGUCUCGCUGACCUUAGCUGUGUUGUUAGGGAUAGGAGUCGCAGCCGGAGUAGGAACAGGGACAGCCGCUAUUAUCCAAGAGAACUAACAUUAUGAGGGACUAAGGACAACUAUUGAUGAAGACCUAAAAACCAUAGAGCAAUCCAUUACUAAACUUGAAGAAUCUCUGACUUCCCUCUCUGAAGUAGUCUUGCAGAACAGAAUAGGGCUGGAUCUGCUGUUUCUAAAAGAAGGAGGAUUGUGUGCAGCUUUAAAGGAAGAAUGCUGCUUUUAUGCAGACCAUUCCGGAGUAGUAAGAGAUUCAAUGUCAAAGCUUAGGGAAAGGCUAGACCAGAGAAAGAGAGAACGAGAAGCCGGCCAAGGGCUAUUUGAAUCUUGGUUCACUAGGUCCCCGUGGUUUACGACCUUGAUAUCCACUCUGGCUGGGCCCUUACUCAUCUUUGUGUUGCUCCUCACUUUGGGACCCUGCAUAUUAGAUCGGCUGAUAACUUUUGUUAGAAAAAGAGUGAGUGCCGUUCAUGUACUAAUGUUGCAGCAACAAUAUCAUUCACUCACCCAACAGGAAGAUACAGACAUUCCAUGAUUGGAAUGCCCUUAAAGAGAAGUGGGGAAAUGUAGAACCUGAAGAAUCAAAAGUUAGCAUAAGCACAGCCAUCUUAAAGGCUCAAACACCAUUUUCUAACCUAGAAGGAGAAAAAAUUACUAGAACUUUGAAAAACAAGUUAGUCAGCCAGUGUUAAUUGUAGUGACCUUUAGUUAGCCAACCUCAAUCAGUUAAGCUUAUCUUGCUAGAACCACCCUAAACAUUCCGAAAGUGAUUUUAUCUAACCAGAAC
Manis pentadactyla (Chinese pangolin) is the source of this 5629-nucleotide messenger RNA. RefSeq lists its product as uncharacterized. The transcript is spliced from 3 exons. NCBI's taxonomy places the organism in Eukaryota, Metazoa, Chordata, Mammalia, Pholidota, Manidae. The record is from RefSeq and is a predicted model, not a curated record. Gene Ontology annotation, biological process: proteolysis; DNA integration. Gene Ontology annotation, molecular function: RNA-DNA hybrid ribonuclease activity; aspartic-type endopeptidase activity; nucleic acid binding.